Molecule: messenger RNA, 1254 nt
Organism: Salvia hispanica
Lineage: Eukaryota; Viridiplantae; Streptophyta; Magnoliopsida; Lamiales; Lamiaceae
Product: NAD(P)-binding Rossmann-fold superfamily protein
Cellular component (GO): chloroplast
Source: RefSeq, a predicted model, not a curated record
AACGCAGAUAAGUGGGAAAGUGCAAAGCAAUCAAACAGCUGAAUUGAAUUCCAUCAAUGGCGGGUUCAGCUUCAGUUCUCUCUCUCUCACCCCUCUACUGCAACCGCGCUUUCCAUAAUGCCAAACCCUCUUCCUCUUCCCAAAAUCGCCUAUUAUCAUUUACCUGCUUCUCGUCCAAGAAGAAGCUCGGCUUCACGGACCAGAUUCUCGAUUACAUUGAAGGUGGACCAAAGUUGAGGAAAUGGUAUGGGGCACCUGAUAUUCUUGAGAAAGAUGGAGAUGAACCAAAUGAAGAUGAGGCUUCAGAGGAAAAUGAAGUUAGAGAUGCUGUGUUAGUAACUGAUGGGGACAAUGAGAUUGGUCAGAUGAUUAUACUUCAGCUAAUCGUCAAAAGACUUCGAGUAAAAGCACUUGUGAAGGACAAGCGUGUUGCCAUGGAAGCAUUUGGCGCUUAUGUUGAGUCUUUGGCUGGAGAUCCAAAGGAGAAGAUCUUCCUCAAGAAGGCCUUAAGAGGCGUUCGUGCAGUUAUAUGCCCAGUUGAAGGAAGCUUGUACAACAUUGAUGGCUGGAAAGGCGUGCAGAAUGUGAUCUUGUUGUCUAAGUUGUCCGUUUAUAGGGAGUUGAGCGGCAUUCAAGCGAUCAUGAACAGCAACGCCAGGAAACUAGCUAAGGAAGAUGAGGAUACGGUGAAGGCCUCUGGUGUCCCCUAUACCAUCAUCAGAACUGGGGUCCUGAAAAAUACACCUGGGGGGCAACAAGGUUUCUGCUUUGAUGAGGGUUGUGCAUCAAAGGGAAGUCUUAGCAAAGAAGAUGCUGCCUUUAUUUGUGUAGAGGCAUUAGACAAUGCCCCUCAGAAUGGAUUGCUAUUUGAGGUUGUUAACGGCGACGAGAAGGUUUCCGACUGGAAAAAAUGUUUUGCUGAUUUGAUAGAAAGAUCAACAUAGGAGCUCGAAAUCCAAAUCCAACGGUUCGAGACUGGUCGACACCAGCGACCAAAGUUUGCUCAAAUGUUUUCGACUGGAUCGUGUAGGAGUACCAUGUGAGUGGCGGCGUUACGAGAUGACUACCGACGAUAUAGAUGUUCUCGGAAUGGUGUCAGCGACACCAUGUAUUUGUGUAAAGAUACUUAGGGUUGAUGUGAAGCAUUAACUGUAUUGACUCUACAUCAACAACUGUAAAAUAUAAGCAUUAAUUGUUACUCCUCUGUCUCAUUAUAAGUGAUACGUUUUUCAUUUUGGAAUGUUUCACUCUAAA